CACACAACAACACCCGCUCCUUCGCCGAUCCAAGUCUACUCAGCAUCGAAAGACGGCCUCUCUCCGCCUUUCGCACACCCCCAGAUCCCCCCUCCACGACAAUGCUUCCAGCACAGCGCAAGAAGGUUGACAUCAGUAAGUUGAGUCCAGAGGAGAAGAAAUUGUUUGAGAAGUAUGGAAAGCUACCCACACACAAGAAUGUGCUUGCGAAGAUGCAAAAGGAACGCAAGUACUUUGAUUCUGGUGAUUACGCUCUUUCGAAAGCUGGCGUAGCACCUCAAGCCAGUGUCGGAACUGCGAUCCCUCAGCCCGAGCAGAUCCCACAUGCUUCACAGCCGUCGAUUGGCCCGCAUGGUACCCUCACGUCACCCAGCAUCGGAGCUAGCUCUUCGAGUCCACCAAAAGACCCCUCCUCCCUGAAGGAAUGACUGCGCAUGCGAGGUGGUCACAACCCAUUCCAACUUCCCGAUCGACUCUAUCUUCUUUUG
Messenger RNA from Cantharellus anzutake, 488 nucleotides. Its product is annotated as camp-regulated phosphoprotein/endosulfine conserved region-domain-containing protein. The transcript is spliced from 5 exons. The coding region runs from base 102 to 428 and encodes 108 amino acids. Gene Ontology annotation, molecular function: protein phosphatase inhibitor activity. NCBI's taxonomy places the organism in Eukaryota, Fungi, Basidiomycota, Agaricomycetes, Cantharellales, Hydnaceae. Gene Ontology annotation, cellular component: cytoplasm. The record is from RefSeq and is a predicted model, not a curated record.